AUGGGAAUUGAUGGGAGCUUCUCAUCCGAUGAUGAUCUUCCUGUCGAGCGGAAGAAAACUCAGCUUUCUGCCAGUGUCUCUGCAACCAAUGAUGCAAUUUUUGAGAAUAUUGGGGACUUAUAUGUUGAAGAGGACACCAUGAGCGCCAAUGAUGGGGAAGGAAUUAAUUUUCUUCUGCAAGAUGAACUAACUGACUACGGCAACUAUAUGGAACAUUGCAAUACAGAAGGACACAAGCAACCUGUUGAUACUACCUCCCCCGAGAAACCGGAAAAUACCCCGAGCCGCUCUCCAAGGAAGGAAGAAUUAGCCUCGUCUAAAACCCAAAGCCCUACUAAGAAUAAUGUGUUGUCGCUGGGCAGCUCGUCUCAAUUUAACAGCCGUGUUUGUCAGGGGCAAGCAGAUCAGCCUUCCACCCUCGCCGCAUCCCCUAUAAUGGACAAAAGAACAUUUGAACAAAUGAUGGCUAAUGAUAAAGAGGAUCGAGAUAUUUUUAGAUCAGUUCCGUUUAAAAAGGAAAAACUGGAGGCUAAGACCGACCAAUUGUUUCUAGUUGAGGAUGCUAGUUGCGACUUUCAACAUCAAUACAGCGACAAGCAACCCGAUGAUCUGGAAGGCAUCGAUCCCUCGAUCCUUGCAGAGUUUGAGGACGUCGCUGAAUUUUACUAG
This is a messenger RNA of Arthroderma uncinatum, 669 nucleotides long. RefSeq names its product ATP-dependent DNA helicase MER3. The transcript has a single exon. The record is from RefSeq and is a predicted model, not a curated record. The coding region runs from base 1 to 669 and encodes 222 amino acids. NCBI's taxonomy places the organism in Eukaryota, Fungi, Ascomycota, Eurotiomycetes, Onygenales, Arthrodermataceae.